AUAUGUAUGAGCGUCCUCGCGUGUGCCGGAGCCGGGGGCGCUGCGGCCGCGUGUGCUGGGAGCGGCGAGCCGGGAUCUGGGAUCGGGAUGGGCAGCGCGGCUGCGCCGCUGCGGGUGCUGCUGGACAUGGACGGGGUCCUGGCCGACUUCGAGGGCGCGGUGCUGCGGGAAUUCCGCGCCCGCUUCCCGGCGGAGCCGCGCGUGGAGCUGGCGGAGCGCAGGGGCUUCUCGGUGCGGGAGCAGUACCGCAGCCUGCGGGAGGACCUGGCGGCCAAGGUAGCCAGUGUCUAUGAGUCGCCUGGCUUCUUCCUAGACUUGGAUCCAAUUCCAGGAGCCCUGGAAGCUGUGCAGGAGAUGCUCCACAUGCAGGAUACUGAAGUCUUCAUUUGCACAAGCCCUCUCCGGAAAUACGAGCACUGCAUUGUGGAAAAGUAUAAGUGGGUAGAGAAACACUUGGGACCCGAGCUUGUGGAGCGGAUUAUUCUGACCCGAGACAAGACUGUGGUGGCUGCUGACCUGCUGUUUGAUGACAAGGACAUCAUUCAAGGUGUGGAGCCGAACCCGAGCUGGGAGCACAUCCUGUUCACCUGCUGCCACAACAGGCACGUCCAGCUGCCGGCCUCACGCCGGCGCCUGUGCUCCUGGGCUGACGACUGGAAGGCCAUCCUAGAAAGCAAGCGCAGGCAGUAGUCUAGGAAGGGGAUGCUGUGCUCUUCCCACUGCUGGGAAACAACCAGCCCACCCCCUACCAUGCCCAGGAGGCACUGUCACUGCAGGGAUCAGCCACAGAAGAAAUGAGCUGCUCCUGUCAGACACAGUGCUCUGGGUUUCUGGAAGAUUGCUCUGCACUGUUAAUCUCUGUAGCAUUUUGGAUGUUUGCUGUUGGAGAAACUAUAAACUACAAGCAGCUGUGGUUGGA
Molecule: messenger RNA, 919 nt
Organism: Vidua macroura (Pin-tailed whydah)
Lineage: Eukaryota; Metazoa; Chordata; Aves; Passeriformes; Viduidae
Gene: NT5C
Product: 5', 3'-nucleotidase, cytosolic
Exons: 5
Coding region: 7-690 (227 amino acids)
Biological process (GO): pyrimidine deoxyribonucleotide catabolic process
Molecular function (GO): 5'-nucleotidase activity
Source: RefSeq, a predicted model, not a curated record